Cladophialophora immunda is the source of this 1560-nucleotide messenger RNA. RefSeq lists its product as uncharacterized. The transcript has 6 exons. Gene Ontology annotation, biological process: transmembrane transport. The record is from RefSeq and is a predicted model, not a curated record. Lineage: Eukaryota; Fungi; Ascomycota; Eurotiomycetes; Chaetothyriales; Herpotrichiellaceae. Gene Ontology annotation, molecular function: transmembrane transporter activity. Gene Ontology annotation, cellular component: membrane. Bases 1 to 1560 code for a protein of 519 amino acids.
AUGUCCGAGACUCUCUCCACGACGCCCAAGCAAUGGGCUGAAGAGCAGGUGGAGAAGCCUAGUCUCAGUGAGAAGGACAUGGUGUAUGAACAUGCUACAUCCAAGCACCAUGACCCGAACUGGACCGGCGAAGGGGUGGACACCUCGAAUGUGGACUCCAAGAAGGUCCUGCGCAAAAUGGAUUUGCGCUUGAUACCCAUGCUGGCGAUCCUAUACCUACUCUCUUUCCUCGACCGAGGCAACAUUGGCAACGCGAAGAUCCAAGGCAUGGAAGAGGACCUGGAUCUUUCCGGCACGGAAUAUAGCCUUUGCGCGACCGUCUUUUUCUUCACCUACUGCGCUUUUGAGAUCCCGUCCAACUUGCUUUUGAAGCGCUUCAGGCCUUCGGUGUGGUUACCUUCUAUCAUGGUAGCAUGGGGCACGGUCAUGACCUUGAUGGGUCUCGUUCAAAGCUACCACGGUCUUCUCAUUGCUCGUAUCUUCCUUGGUGUCACCGAGGCAGGACUCUACCCGGGUGUUGCAUACUAUUUGACAAUGUGGUACUGCACCGAAGAACUAGCAUUCCGCCAGAGUCUCUUCUUCAGCGCCGCCAGCGUGGCCGGUGCCUUUUCAGGCUUACUUGCGUACGCCAUCGCCAAAAUGGACGGAGUCGCGGGCGAAGCAGGCUGGCGAUGGAUCUUCAUCCUCGAAGGCAUCGUGACCGUUGUCGUUGCCUGUGCGGCUUUCUUUCUCCUGCAUGACUUCCCAGACACCGCAACCUUCUUGAGCCCGGAGGAGAAGGCCUGGGUUGUGCACCGACUCAAAUACCAAGGGAGCAAGAAAAGUGGAAGAAUGGUUGCUGAAAGUGAUCAUUUUGAGUGGAAAUAUGUUGUCAGAGCACUCACCGAUUGGCAACUAUACCUGUCACUUUUUAUGUACUGGGGAAUAGUAUGUCCCUUGUAUGGAAUCUCUUUCUUCCUUCCUACGAUCAUCAAGGAACUCGGGUAUAAGUCAACAACUGCACAGCUCCUGACCAUUCCAAUCUAUAUAUCGGCCGCAAUCCUGGCUGUCAUUGUUGGAUGGUCAUCCGACAGAGCCACCAAGCGAGGUUCCUCACGCUGGCCCUAUAUUUUCUUCCCCAUGUGCGCCAUUUUGGUCGGCUUUAUCAUCGCCAUCGCUGGCUCGGCUGCCGGAGAUAUCCCCGGCGUGGUGUAUGCCGGUGUAUUCAUUGCCACGUGUGGAAUCUACCCUGCUUUCCCAGGCAACGUCACCUGGAUCGCCAACAACUUGGCGGGCAGCUACAAGCGAAGUGCUGGUAUGGCCCUUCAGAUUGGUCUCGGCAACCUUGGAGGAGCCAUGGCGAGCAAUUUUUAUCGCAGCGUCGACGCGCCCAAGUAUUUGCUCGGCCACGGCCUGGAGAUUAUGUUUGUCGUCUUCGGCCUGGCGGCUGUCAUCAUUUUGAGGAUCUCGUAUGGGGUCAUCAACAAGAAGAGAGAGCGCAGUGGAGCUGCGGAGGGAUACACGGACGAACAGCUUGCAGACCUGGGCGACAAGAGCCCGUCGUUCAGGUAUACACUGUAG